This is a messenger RNA of Exophiala mesophila, 3015 nucleotides long. RefSeq lists its product as uncharacterized. Bases 1 to 2013 code for a protein of 670 amino acids. Gene Ontology annotation, cellular component: nuclear telomere cap complex; chromosome, telomeric region. The record is from RefSeq and is a predicted model, not a curated record. Lineage: Eukaryota; Fungi; Ascomycota; Eurotiomycetes; Chaetothyriales; Herpotrichiellaceae. Gene Ontology annotation, biological process: telomere capping; regulation of telomere maintenance via telomerase. Gene Ontology annotation, molecular function: G-rich strand telomeric DNA binding; telomerase inhibitor activity. The transcript has a single exon.
AUGCCUCAAUCAUCGGAGAAUCAACCUGACAAUGAUCAAGAUGGAUCGGGAACAGGGGACUUGUCACCGGCUCCCCUUCCACUUGGCUUCGACGUGCUGACCACGGCCAUCAACAACAUGAAUGGGUUUCACAAUGUCAUUGGGGUUUGCGUGGACUAUAUGGACGCGUGCAAAUCCAGAGGCACUGAUUACACCAUCAGAUUUACGCUCAACGACCCAAGUUGGAAAAAUGGACCUGGCAUGAGGUUCCAGUAUUUCAAGAAAAGAAUGGAGGACUUGCCAGCCAUCCAGAACCAAGGUGAUGUGGUCAUUUUGCGUAACGUCAAGACUUACAAUUUUCGAGGGUAUGAUGGAAUAUCCUGUAACAGCACAUCGUGGACCGUCGUCCCAAACACUGCUUUGAACGAUCCAAUCCAUGUUCUUAGAUCCAAAUUGAGGCGCCUGAACAAUACGUCAAUACCCAAUGACUCGGAGCUUCUCUACGCAAAGUCCAUUGCAAGUCGUCAGUCCAUGACAAGCUGGCCUGCACUCAAGGGAUCCACGGCUUUACAAAUUGAAGCCAACAUCCAAGCUAGCGGUGGAACUCCUACUCCGCGAAAGACGAAAUUCCGCAAACUCGAGGAACUUGACCAGACCAAGUCUAUCUAUUAUGUGGAACUACUGGGUGAAGUCCGAAGAAUCUUCGCUUCCGAUAACCACACCGAACUGUACAUCACCGACUAUACCUCCAAUUCUAAGCUCUACGAGUAUCGCUCUGGGACAGACAAAGAUGCGAGUGGUGACGAAGAUCCUAGUGGCCGAGAUGGCGACCAAUUCGCAUAUCUCAAAGCAACCAAUGGGAAUGGCGAUGGCGAUAAACCGUGGCCAGGACCAUGGGGUAAAAUGACGAUAGAUGUCACCCUCUGGGACGAACAUCACUAUUACGCGGCUAAAAAUGUGCGAGAAGGCAGUUUCGUUUACCUCCGCAACGUCAAGAUCCAGCAUGACAGCGGCGAUGGCAGACUUCGAGGCAAAUGUCACGGUGAACCACAACCCGUCAUCAAUGUGGAAGUCCGAAAGCCCAGUGAAGCCCGUACCGACCCUCAUAUGAAGGCUUUGCUAUCCAGGAAACAGAUAUAUGAAACAGAGGCAAAAAGCAAGAAUCUGAAUGUCACAUCAAAUGUCUCACAUGAGAAGAGGCCACACAGUGAUAUCAGUGAGGCCAUGGAUCAGGGACCCAAGAGUAAGAAUUCCAAAAAAAGAGCUCGCGGGCGGAAGCAGGCAAAGGCGGCGGCGGCUGCUGCUGCUGCUGGCGAGGAAAAGGAGAAAGACAAUGGCAACCAUUCAGGAUCAACAGCCGAGAUACGCAACACAGUUAACCCCAACAUUCGAUGCCUCAAGAAUGAAGUACCCUUGAUGUCUCUGAGUGAGAUUCUCGAUCCUAGCAUCUUGGAGAGAAAAACUCCAUCCGGCAAAACUUUCAGUUUACCGUUCCAGAAUUGCCUGUACAAGAGCAAAGUUCGAGUAGUCGACUACUUUCCAGACGACUUGGCUGACUUUUGCGUCCCACGCCAGAAAUCAUAUCGUGACUGUCUCUCAGAUAACGAGGGGGACUCUGGCUGCGAAGCCACUCAAUUGGACGAAGAUCAAGUUGCAUGGUCAUGGCGGUUCAUGUUGCUGAUAGAGGAUGCACGGCCACGACCAAAUCCGACAGGGAAAGCAAAGGCAGCUCAGAUGGAACUUCUUGUUGCAGAUCGGGACGGAGAUUUCUUAUUGAAUCAAACUCCCUUCGAUACGCGCAGUAAGGACAACGCCGCUGAGUUUAACAUAUUGAAAGAGAAGUUAUUUCACAUGUGGGGUGACCUACAGGAGAGGAAGGAAGAAAUUGGAAAAAAUUCCACAAGUCUCCAAUCCAGUUCACGACCUUUCGAAUGUCUGAUCAAGGAAUAUGGUGCGAAACUGCCUCGACAAGUAAAUCAGUCUGGAGAGGAAGAGUUUUUGAGGAUGUUUCGGAUAUAUGGAGUUACUAUCUGAACAGGCAUGCGGAGAUUGGAUUUCUUUGCUUAAUACGAAGCAGGCUUCAUCAUCAGGAGGGCAUCGAACACAUUUUCUGGAUCGUCAGUAUUACAGCGCCCGUUUUAAAUCCGGGCUUGGAUGGACAGCAUGUGGUCUGGAACGGAAAACAUCUCUUAUGUUGAGAAUGGACUAUCCAUAUGUGCUAAAGGGAGCUGUUUUUCCAUCCUUCUUUUCUACGUCAUUCGACAGAGGGAGUGCAAGAACGCAAGUCAUUGAGGAGAGGCGGCUUAAGGAGCCACAGUUCAGAGAAAUUGACCUAAACCUCAAUGUGCAUCAUGUCAACUUGUGCAUGUGGCAGUCCAUAUUCGUCUGAUCUUCUAGACGGCGUUCGUCGGGUUCCAACAUCGAGAUCAAUGAGACUGGACGUGCUUCAGUCCUUGCCCACCGUCUGUGAAUAAGAUGAUUGUUUUCACAUGGGACGAGGCCAUUGUGACAGACCAUCACCCCUGUGCUUUGGCGCUUGGCAUGGUAUAGGUUCUUCUGACCAAGGUCCUUCGCAAGGCACAUCGGGUGGCGGUUGGAAAGUGAUAGAGGGUCGAGGUGGCAACAAUGAUUGUCUUGCUUCACCACCUCCACCAAAUGCAUGAUCGAGCAUGAGAACACCAUGGAUGGGGUUCGUGGGGCUUCAUGAUCUAGUGCUGCAGUCCCCCCAGACUAUCCACAGCGGCAACUUUCCACUGCGCAGCUAGAUUGAUGUGCAGAGUAACUGGAUAUGGGAAGUGGAAGGCGAGAGGUGUGACUUCCUGAUCCCAGGAUGGAGAAAAUGGGCGAGCUAGGCAUAACGCCACGAUCAGAGGCAGAAGACUUUCCGGGGAAAUUCCAAGCAGUUUGCUCCAAGCCUAUAUUGAGACUCGGUCUUUGCUAGUAAGUAGUUAGGCAAGAUGCCGUCCUCCGCAGCUCGCUGUCUGGGCCGGACAUGGAUUAGAUGGCUCCAGAAUCACCAGCGUUGAAGGCUCGCUU